AUGAAUCAUGUGCUGGACCCGUUGACUCCUAAGGAUCAAACAACAACAGGAACGGGAGGGUCGUAUUUAUCCUCUUCAUCGGGCGGCACUUCGCCAACGGCUCUGAUGGAGAAUGAUCUCAUCCAGAUGAUGGAUGAAGAUGAAGAGGCCAUGAGAAGAGUGAGGAAUAAGUGGGAGGUCAAAAGAAAUACUGGCGGGUUUACUAUUCCUUCGUUGAAUGAUUCAACAACAAGCAUACAAUCUAUUCAAACUCUUUCUUCAUCAAACGCUGUCAGCAAUAACACGAAUAACUUUAACACAAACAUCAACAACAACAUUAAUAUGUAUUCAACAGCAGGACUAAAUAAGAACACAAUUAGUACUUAUUCUACACCUGCCAUGGGUGUCUUCAAAAUUCCAUCUAAUAACAACCUCCCUCUUUCAACAACAAAAGCUCCAUCAAAUAAGGAAUAUAGCGAAUAUCUAGCGAAAUUGCAAUUACGGAAUAGAGAAAAAAAGAGAUUGGAGGAGGACCCUCAAAAGAAAGAGCUUGAGGAGCGAGAGAAGGGAUUUAGUUUAAAUUGGAGUGGAGCCAAUAGUCAAAAGAAAAAAGAAGCAAAGAGUUUUAAGCCGACACCCUCUGACGAUAUUCCAGAACCCACAGCAAAAAUUAGAAUUAGGAAAAAUAGACCCUCUGGGUACGCGGAGAGAAAUCAAAGCAGAAUGGAUGAAAAUGCAAGAAGAGGGUGGAAACAAGGAACGGUUAAAAUCAAGAAAGAAAAUGGUGACAUUGAGAGAAUUGCUCCUUCCAGAGCUAAAUCCAUCCGACCUCAAAUGUUCGAAGGUGAUGAUGAUAGAGAUGAAGAAUUUAAUGUACACUCUCAUGAAUCCAACGAGGCACAGGAAAAGGACAGAGAGGAGGAAAAUCAUGAUGGUGAUGAUAUUGAAGAUGAUAUACUUUUCAGAAAGAAAACAAGAGUGACUCUUAACAAAAAUGACAUAGAAGUAAUUCGACGAAGCUUAAGUUCAAUGAGCAAUACAGAGUUAGCCUCGAAAUCGGAUUCAACAAUAUCUACAAUGGACACAUUAAUAGAGAAGCUGAAAAAAUUGGAUCAACAAAAACAAAAAUACCUAUUGAAGGUUCUUGAGAAAUUAGAGAAGACAGACAAAAAGUUAGAAAUUGAUGUGUCUGACGAUGAAAAUGACCAACCUCCUAUUCAGUUACUAAAAGAAGCAAAAAUCAAAUCUGAUUCUCUUAAAACAGACAAUAUAAGUUCAACCUUAGAAAUGGAUCAAUAUUGUAUAAGAGUUAUUAGCACUUGGGGUCACUCUAGUACUGUAGGAUUGACAGAAAUUGAACUUUAUUCUUUCGAUUCUACAAAAAUUGAGGUUUCAGAAGAACAUGUAAAUGUAAAGGGAGGAUUGGGAGGGAAAGGAAAUAUUAUGAGACUUUUUAAUGGAAAGAAAAAAACUACAAACGAUCAGUACAUGUGGCAAACAUCUUUACCAACCUUAAGUUAUCUAGAAAUUGUCAUAGACGUUCCAGUCACACUUCCUGUCGUCUCUAUGACCUUUUGGAAUUUCAACAAAAGUAUCAACGAAAGCGUAAAAGGAGUACGAGAAAUAGAAAUUUUGCGAAACAAUGAGCAGUUGUGGAGGGGAACCAUUCAACGAGGAUGUGGGAACAACAUUUUUGACUACUCCACUGCUGUACAAUUGUUGUCACCUGAAGAAAUGCAAGCCAAGAGAUCGUUAUUUGCUCCUCCCAAACCUAAACCACCAACGAAAAUACCUCAACCAAUGAUGGAUGAACCAUUAACCAAAGCUGCCGAUAUUCAAUCUGCAAUAACGCAAGAGUUAAAUACCAACGAUUCUAUUUCAGAUAGUGAAAGUUCGGAAACUACAUCAUACACAUUGGAAGUGGAAGAUGACGACACCGUGGUACAAUUUAAUGAUUCAAUCGAAAAUGAUAGCACUAUCGAAGCUGUUACCAAAAAUGCCUCUCCUGUAAUUCCUCCCCUAAAUAUUCUCCCUAAAGAAAGCAACUUAACUCAAAUCGUAGAACAGAAAGAACAUUCAUUUCCCUCAAUUACAAGUGCUAGUGAUCAAAAAGAACCUAUUUGGCUCUCUUUGUCGCGGGAUACAUCUUCGACAGAAAAGAAAGUACCGAAAGGAAAUGUACUUGCUGACGCUCUUAAGAUGACAAACCCUGAAAAAGUUCCUGUGUGGUUUAGAGAGCUCGAUACAAAGGAGAAAACCAGAAAAAAGGAAGAUAUUGUACUGCCAGAAAAAUCUGAAGAAGUUGAGGUUAAGGAACCAUCACCUAAAGAAGUUCCUCAACCAAUACGUACUUCUAGAUCAAGAGGAUCGAUAGAUAAUCCAAAAGCUGUAAAUACCGAAACCAACAGUCCAAAGUUAGCUCCUGAAAAAUCAUUAGAACCACUUAAAAAGAUUGAAAUUCCAACUCAGGCGAAAAGGUAUCAAUCAAGAUCAAAAAGCAGGCCAAAGAGGCCUCAAGUUGUUUACAAUUCAGGUUGCAAUGUAACGGAGAAAUCUUCAAUUUCAAACGAAACUUAUGAUUCCUUGAUGAGAUUUAAGUAUUCUCACCUAGGAAGACUGAAGCCACGAGAUGAAGAGUCCAACUUAAUUUCAGAACCAACAGAAAUUCAACCACCAAUUUGGAAGAUUGAAAAACGGAGAAGUUCAUCGAAUAUUUUGGAAGAUAAGGAUUUAUUUUAUUUGCCUUCUCUUAACCUUACCACACAAUCCAAAGAGGAUUUCGAUGUUGUUGAAGAAGUGGACGAAGACUUUAUUAUCCCAAUUUAUCCUUCAGGUCAAAAAAUUACAAUCAAUAUUCUUGAAAGUUGGGGCGAUCCUCACUACCUGGGAUUGUCAGGCAUUGAAAUUUUCGACAAGAAUGGAAAUCUUGUUACUCUUAAUGACGUGUUUUCUCAAGUGAAAGCAAACCCUUCUGAUAUUAAUUCUCUUCCAGAAUAUUCUAAUGAUCCAAGAACUGUUGACAAACUUUUUGAUGGUGUAAAUAUGACUUGUGACGAUCUUCAUCAAUGGUUAACCCCCUUUACUCCAGGAGGGGAUCAUUUUAUAUAUAUAACCCUUAAUGAAAAAACUACUCUUUCCAUGAUAAGAUUUUGGAAUUAUAACAAAUCUAGAAUUCAUUCUUACAGAGGAGCCAGAUACCUUGAAAUGUAUUUGGAUGAUAAAAUGAUUUUCAAGGGAGAAAUUAAGAGAGCUGCAGGUACCUUAUCAUCAGUAGAAUCAUGCUCGGAAUGCAUUCUGUUCACAACAGAAACUGAAGUUUUAGAAAAGAUUGAAAAGUAUGACCAAGAAGUGUACGGCAAUUUCCUAUUGGAUCCUGAACCUAAUGUUACUAACAAUGAAAGACCCAAAACAGCCAGCAAAGAUUCAGAGGAUUCCACCACGUUUAACCCAAUUGAACACUUUUCUAAUUUAGAUCCAUCAGAACGACCUCUCACAAGCGCCAUCCAAACAAAUUCAAGAGUUGAUAAAACAAGUUCAAACGGUCUUUUAAGAGGUCAAAAAAUUAGAAUCACUCUUGAGACUUCUUGGGGAGAUUUGUUUUAUAUUGGUCUGACAGGUAUUGAGGUAUUAGGGAAGGAUGGAAAGUUGAUCAAGCUUUCAACAGAGCAGCUCUCUGCCAAACCUAGAGACAUGAAUGAGGUAUCUGGGCAUUCUGGAGACUACAGAACCUUGGACAAACUAAUUGAUGGAUGCAACAUUACAACAGAUGAUAGACACAUGUGGAUGGUUCCUGUCACAAUUUACAAAGAACGACCAUAUAUCGAAAUCGAUUUAAGGCAACCAACUGAGAUUUCAGGAAUCCGAUUUUUUAAUUACAACAAGAAUUUGGAAGACACGUUUAGAGGAGUGAAAAAGAUAUCUCUGGCUAUUGAUGGAAAACCUUUACUAGAUGGUGAAGAUAGCUGCUUUAUUUUGAAAAAAGCGCCAGGAAAUACAAGUUUUGAUUUUGGUCACACAAUAAUAUUUGCUGACGUGUUAGAUGGUGGAAGAACCAGUCCAGCAGAAAUACAGAAACCAAAAGAUAACAGCGCUCGAGGAAAUCCAUUGAGGAACAGCUCUCUUUUGAAUGAAGGCAUUCAACAAGCUAUCUUAAAGGCUCAAGCAAUGGCUCAGACUCAAGGUGUACAAGCACCACGACAAGAUUAUCAAACUGCAUUGUUACCAUGCGCUUACACGUUCAAGUUUCAUUUGAUCUCUUCUCAUGGAGAUCCAUAUUAUAUUGGACUUAAUGGAAUUGAAUUGUAUGAUGCUAGACACGAAAAAAUUCCACUAGCACCGAGCAAUGUUCAUGCCAGUCCGUACAGUGUCUCAAUUUUGGAAAAAUCCAAAGACGAUGUUAGAACUCCGGACAAGCUCAUUGAUGGUGUCAAUAACACAUGGAAUGAUCGACAUAUGUGGUUAGCUCCUAUUGAGCCAGGGCAAGAAAAUUACUUGUAUAUAAUAUUUGAGGAACCAAUAGCAGUGUCAUAUAUCAAGAUUUGGAACUAUAGCAAAACACCCUCACGAGGUGUUGAGGAAGUCAUUAUUUAUGCAGAUGAUGUUCUUAUUUACAAAGGUUUCCUAAGACAAGCUCCGGCCAUCAAUGAACCCAACAUUGAUCUGAAGAAAGAUUUCGCUCAAUCCAUACUUUUUACAAAUGAUCCUGUUGUUUGCAACAAAGAAAAGAAGCAUAUUUACUCUAAAACUUUAGAAGAUCAAGAAGUGAAAUAUUUCAAUGAGAAACAGCUUUUGAAAUUGUCGUCGACUCAAUCCCAAAUUGUUCCAAGCAACUCCAAAAACACCCCUGUCCAAAGAGAAAAUUAUCCAUCCACCCGACCCACCACCUCUGUAAUCAACACCAAGUAA
Naegleria fowleri is the source of this 4884-nucleotide messenger RNA. RefSeq lists its product as uncharacterized. Lineage: Eukaryota; Heterolobosea; Eutetramitea; Acrasida; Naegleriidae. Bases 1 to 4884 code for a protein of 1627 amino acids. Gene Ontology annotation, biological process: amino acid metabolic process. The record is from RefSeq and is a predicted model, not a curated record. Gene Ontology annotation, molecular function: NADP binding; aspartate-semialdehyde dehydrogenase (NADP+) activity. The transcript is spliced from 4 exons.